Molecule: messenger RNA, 2768 nt
Organism: Sycon ciliatum
Lineage: Eukaryota; Metazoa; Porifera; Calcarea; Leucosolenida; Sycettidae
Exons: 8
Coding region: 314-2032 (572 amino acids)
Source: RefSeq, a predicted model, not a curated record
GAACCUGCAGUCUAGUCCAGUGCAGUGCUAGUGCACCAGUCUGCAUUAUACAGUGUUGAAUCAAAUGAAAGCGCGUACUCGUAGACAUUCCCGAGUUUUCCUCAGACUACUUUGUUGGGAACGUUAGCGAAGAGAACGCUGUGCUGUGUUUUUCUGGUUUAGUUAGUGCUACUAGCGGCUUCAGCAACAAUUCCUGCUACAUGCUAGCUCGUGUUAGUUGUACUUUUUUUUACUUUAGUGCUGCAUGACGUUACUGAAGUAGAAUGCUCUAAUUAUUUCUAAGUGUCCUCAAUCUUGGUAAAGUGGCCCGAACAUGGGUCGCGUUCCAGCCACCACCAUCUUUGUCGUUGCGCUUCUGCUGGGCACCAGGCUAUGCGCUGCGUUGGUCAGUGGAAAGACUAUCGAUUAUAUCGCCAUAAACCGUUACGAAGAGUGUCACGAUGGCACACCUGGUAUGUCGGCAACUACGCUGACAUGCCAUGUGGGUGCAAAAGACCCAUCCGUUCCAGUCAGCCUGGAGUGGCAUCAUAAUGGCCACGUGAUCACAUCUCGUGUCAAGAGUCAUAUUUACAUCAGGGGAAGUUUCAAUGAUGAUCUUAUUAUAAGUAAAGCAACAACAGCAGACACGGGCGUGUACUCUGCUAUCAUUACGGGUACCAAUGUCAUAGCAUGUGACAUUUCAUUACGUGUGAUGCCAGAAAAUACCUCGUGCUCAUAUCCACCGCCUGGAAUGCAACCAACAGUUAUUUUAGCCAGCGCACCCCAGAAGCAAGAACUAGUCGUAGAAGGAGUCGAGACGUGUGUUCCCUCUUUACCAGAAUCUGUUAGCAGCUACUACUUGUCUAGGACGUACAACAUCACCAUCACCACCUUCAGGGAGCAGAAAGUGAUCCGACUGAAGGUGCCUGGCACCAACUCCAGCAAGUUGUGCUACAGGGCUGGUGAUAUUAGUCCAACGGAAUAUGUGGAGGUGGUGACGGUUGACGACCAGGCGAACUGUCCGCUCGCUUUUCCCUGCGUGUAUAUCUGGAAUUCAAAGUACCUUGUCUCUACAAUCAACCGUGCAUCAAUCCUCGACGUCACAAGCAAUGUGUCGGUUCCAAUUGGCCAGGCAUUCACGUACACGUGUACCGGCACCGGGUACAACCCGCAAAUGCGCCUGAUCGACGAAUUUGGCAAUCUCAUCGAAGGCACCGGAGGUCGGCAUUUCAAUGUCGUCACGACGACCGGCCGACUGACUACCCAUUUACUGGCAAACAGUACGGUGGCUUCGAUCAGCAUUUCGGGCGCUUUCAGUCCGGCCUGGCACACCGACGUGCUGUGUGUAGUUGAAAACACUGCACACAGUGACCUGCACAUCGAUUAUAGUCGGCCAGAGAAUGAGGACAGACGCUUAACGGUGCUAAAGCCUAUCAGGAAGCCAGUCAUUGACAUUGUGCGCAAGGAGAGUCUUUGCAAUGGAACACUUCUGCAGUGCGUAGCGUACGGAGAUCCAGCACCGAAUCAAACGUGGCUCUUCAACGGCCAAUUGAUGGCUAAUGCCUCUGACCCCUUUCUCAUGGUGUUUGACGAGUCAGGCAAGAAAGGAACCUACACAUGUGUUGGGGUGAACUUACGGGGUGUAGCACGACAAUCCGUCGUAGUGAAUGGGACAAAUUGCCCAGACCACCCCGAUUCAGUUUCCGGUCUCAACGUCAACAUAAUCAUAAUCCUGGUAUCCGCUGCCAUUAUUGGAAUCACCUUUGUGGUGGUGAUUAUCUGCCUACAACGGGCAAGGGCUGGACGGAAUAAUAGUAAAGAUGACACCGAGAGCACUAGCAACACUAAUAUUUCCGCUUCAUCUAUGGACGGGCUCAGUGGGCGAACGACAAGAUCGAAUGCUAUGGACUCGCUGGCGGAUAUGAUCGGCGUGCCGAACGACAAGAAAAUUCCCCUACCCGCUGAUAUAGCCCUCAUCCCCGAGCAUGCUUCGCCGGAAAACAGCAAUUAUAAUGAUGCUUCCACGCAUACAAGUGUUCCCGUGAUUUCGUGAUUUUGAUGUGACGAAGCUCUACUGACGGAGCUGACCGACGGAUCUGGAAUAUCAGGAGCUAUUCAGCUCUGGAUCAUCAAGGUUGUGUGUAUGUGUGUGCGUGUGUUUGUGUGACAGUGUAAUGUGCGCUGGUUUGUCUGCGUGCGUGUGAAGGUUUGUGUGUGAAAGCAUAGUGUUUGAGAGUGCAUGCCCUGCCAGUGCUUUCCCUAGCUAGCAGCCUUGUGAUAGGUAUAGUAGUGCUGUAAGUGUUUUGUUCUACCUUCACUCAGUGCUUGGUCCGUUGUCAAGAUUCUAACAUCGCAUUUGUACCCUUGAGCCCAUAGCAAUUAUCGACAAUCCCAAGCUGGCAAUACGCACCCAUCAGGAGAAAUUCUGCAACACUCCACACCCGGACUAUUGUAUAACCCCGCUCAUGUUUGCCAUUCACUUUUCGACCCGAAUUAGAUAUGAAACUGCCAAGCCACUUCAGCUUGAGGAUAUUUACUGGUACAAACAGAUAUUAGGUAUGCUGACAGUCAAUUUUGACUCUGAACUUUGCCAGCACUUGAACUCAACUUUCAUCUGUUUGUCAAGCAACCAAGCUCACGCUUGCUUCAAUGAUGAUAUAACCAUGUUCUCACACUUUACUUUACUUUCAUUCGGUGCAUCCCGCUUAGCCGUUGAGAUUAUUCCAUAUAUGCUAUCAAGCCACUCAGAUACAGACACCCGAACUACUAGUACCUGUGUUUUUGACUCA